AUGUCCGGGGGUGACCCCAAUGUCCACUGCCGCACGAGCAACCGGAAGAGCCUGAUCCUGACCAGCACCUCCCCCACCCUCCCGCGGCCCCACUCGCCGCUGCCCGGACACAUCGGGAGCAGCCCCCUGGACAGCCCCCGCAACUUCUCACCCAGCGCCCCCGCGCACUUCUCCUUCGCCUCCUCCCGCAGGACCGACGGUCGCCGCUGGUCUCUGGCCUCGCUGCCCUCCUCGGGCUAUGGCACCAACACCCCCAGCUCCACCGUCUCGUCCUCGUGCUCGUCGCAGGAGCGGCUGCACCAGCUGCCGGCCCAGCCCACGGCCGAGGAGCUGCGGUUCCUGUCCCGCCACUUCGGCAGCUCCGAGAGCCUCGCCGAGGAGGAUGGGGGGGCUCGGGGGGGCGGCCCGGCCCCCCGGCCCCGCUCCCGCAGCCUCAGCCCCGGGCGCUCGCCCUCGUCCCACGACAACGAGAUCGUGAUGAUGAACCACGUGUACAAGGAGAGGUUCCCCAAGGCCACGGCACAGAUGGAGGAGCGUCUGGAGGAGUUCGUGCGCGGCUGCGGCCCCGGCGGGACCCCCCUGGCCGAUGGCGCCCUGAGCUUCAUCCAGCACCAGCUGGUGGAGCUGGCCCGGGACUGCCUGGCCAAGGCCCGGCACGGCCUCAUCACCGCCGGCUACUUCUGCGAGCUGCAGGAGAACAUGGAGAGACUGCUGCAGGACGCCUACGAGCGCUCCGAGUCGGAGGAGGUGGCCUUCAUCACCCAGCUGCUCUUUUAUUUUCUUUUAUUAGUCUCCUCGCCUCUCGCGCGGCUGCUCGAGUGCCUGGAGUUUGACCCGCCGCGGUCUCUCUCAGCUGCUGGCGCGGCCGCGGGCCGGGCCGAGGGACCCCUGAGAGCCGACACCCCCCGGUACCUGCUGAGACAGCUGGGCCGGGCACGCUCACCUGUCCCAUCACCUGUCCCCAUCACCUCACCUGUCCCUCACCUGUCCCCCCAGGGCCGCGCCGCCGCCCCCCGCCCCAAGGAGCCGCCAGGUGAGAGCGACUUCGAGACCAUCAAACUCAUCAGCAACGGCGCCUACGGGGCGGUGUACCUGGUGCGGCACACGGCCACGCGCCAGCGCUUCGCCAUGAAGAAGAUCAACAAGCAGAACCUGCUGCUGCGGAACCAGGUGCAGCAGGCCUUCGUGGAGCGCGACAUCCUCACCUUCGCCGAGAACCCCUUCGUGGUCAGCAUGUUCUGCUCCUUCCAGACCCGCCGACACCUCUGCAUGGUCAUGGAGUACGUGGAAGGCGGGGACUGUGCCACCCUGCUGAAGCACAUCGGGGCGCUGCCCCUGGAGCUGGCCCGGCUCUACUUUGCCGAGACGGUUCUGGCUCUGGAGUACCUGCACACCUACGGCAUCGUGCACCGCGACCUCAAACCCGACAACCUCCUCAUCACCUCGCUGGGCCACGUCAAGCUGACGGAUUUCGGGCUCUCCAAGAUGGGGCUGAUGAGCCUCACCACCAACCUGUACGAGGGGCACAUGGAGAAGGACGCGCGGGAGUUCCGGGACAAGCAGGUGUGCGGCACCCCCGAGUACAUCGCGCCCGAGGUGAUCCUGCGCCAGGGCUACGGGAAGCCCGUGGACUGGUGGGCCAUGGGCAUCGUCCUCUACGAGUUCCUGGUGGGCUGCGUCCCCUUCUUCGGGGACACCCCCGAGGAGCUCUUCGGACAGGUGAUCUCAGACGAGAUCCUGUGGCCGGAGGGGGACGAGGCGCUGCCCCCGGACGCGCAGCACCUCAUCUCCUGCCUCCUGCAGCCGGACCCGCUGCGGCGCCUCGGGGCAGGGGGGGCUCAGGAGGUGAAAGCCCACGGCUUCUUCGCCACGCUCGACUGGACGGGGCUGCUGCGGCAAAAAGCCGAGUUCGUGCCGCACCUGGAGUCCGAGGAGGACACGAGCUACUUCGACACGCGGUCGGACAGGUACCCCCAUGUGACGUCGUACGAGGACGAGGACACGACGGAGGACGAGCCCGUGGAGAUCCGGCAGUUCUCCUCCUGCUCCCCCCGCUUCAGCAAGGUGUACAGCAGCCUGGAGCAGCUCUCGCAGGAGCCGAAGCCCAAGGGGCGCCCGCGGGACGAGGGGAGACGCGACGGCUUCGCCCGCGAGCGCGGCUGGAGAACGGGAUCACCUGAGCUGAAGCACCGCUCGGCAGGUGAGGGGCCGCCCCCCGAGGGUGAGGGCAGCCCCCCGCCCGGCGCCCGCCGCCGCUUCUCGGCGCUGCUGGAACCGGCGCGCCCCGCGCCCGCCCCCGAGGAGCGGCCGUGCCCCCGCAACGGGGGGCGAGAGGGAGCGGCGGACGGGGCCGGCGAGGAGCCGGGGGAGCGAGCGCCGAGGGCCGGGGAGGCGCCCCCGGCCCGCUCCGAGCUGGGGCUGCGGCGGCCGCGGCACCCGGGGGUGGCUCCCGCCGAGGGCGGAGGGGACAAACGCAGCCCCCGAGCCCCCGGGAAGGUCACCAAGUCGGCGUCGGCCACCGCGCUGUCCGUCAUCAUCCCCAGCGGGGAGGCGCCCGGCUCGUCCCCCCUGGGCAGCCCCAUGUCGCCGCGGUCGCUGUCGUCGGACCCCUCGUCGCGGGACUCGUCACCGGGCCGGGAGCUGGCCCCGGCCGUAGCCGCCCCACCCCGCUCGCCCAUCGCCAUCCCCCGGCCCGGCAAGAAAUUCGGCUUCACCCUCCGGGCCAUCCGCGUCUACCUGGGCGACAGCGACGUGUACAGCGUGCACCACGUCGUCUGGCACGUGGAGGAGGGCGGCCCCGCGCAGGAGGCCGGGCUGUGCGCCGGGGAUCUGAUCACGCACGUCAACGGGGAGCCGGUGCACGGGCUGGUGCACACCGAGGUCGUGGAGCUCAUCCUCAAGAGCGGGACCAAGGUGCUGGUGACAACGACACCGCUGGAGAACACCUCGAUCCGCCUGGGCCCCGCGCGGCGCCGCAGCGCCCGCGCCAAGAUGGCCCGGAGGAACCGCCGGGGAGGCACCGGGAGCGGCCACGAGAGGCGGCGCAGUGCGCUGUUCCGGCACCUCGCCCGCCAGGCCUCGCUGCUGCACACGAGCCGCUCGCUGACGUCACUGAGCCGCUCGCUCUCCUCCUCCGACUCGCUGCCCGCCUCCCCCACGCACGCGCGGGCGCGCGACCCAGGGGCCUCCCCGCCCAGCAGCUCGCCGGGCUCCAGCGCUCCGCCGUCUCCGGCGGGGCCGCACCUGCGGCCGAGCUCCCUGCAGGGGCUGUCGCCGAAGCUGCAGCGGCAGUACCGGGCGGCGCGGUGCCGCUCUGCCGGCAGCAUCCCGCUGUCGCCGCUCGCCCACACGCCCUCGCCGCCCGCCGCCUCCCCGCCCGCCUUCCCCGCCAAGCUGCACCCCAAGGCCGCCGAGUCCCCGCGCCUCGCCCGCCGCGGGCUCCCCGAGAAGGCGGCGCCGGGGCCCCCCCGCAAGCUGGGGCUGGAGCCCCCCCGGAAGGACUUCCCGGCCGAGCCGCCGCUGCAGAGCUUGGCCGAGUGGGACGGGGAGGGCCCGGCCGAACCGGCCCCGCCCGCGCCCCCCCGCCCGCCGCCUGGGCCGGCAGGAGCUGCCGCUGCUGCUCGGGGGCCCCCCCGGGGCAGAGCCGCCCCCCCCGGGGCCGGAGGAGCCCGAGCGGGGGGCGCGGGGUCCCCCCAAGGCGCUCAGCCCGGUGCAGGAGCACGAGCGCGGGGGGGCGGCCCCGGGGGGGCCCCCGGUGCCCAUCGUGGUGGUGGGGCCCGGUGCUACCCCCGGGGACCCCCGGAGCGCCGCUGGCCCCCCCGGGCGCUGAGCUUUACCCGAGUCCCCCCCCCCCAAUCCCCCGGCUGUAAAUAG
Poecile atricapillus (Black-capped chickadee) is the source of this 3873-nucleotide messenger RNA. RefSeq names its product microtubule associated serine/threonine kinase 1 (gene MAST1). Lineage: Eukaryota; Metazoa; Chordata; Aves; Passeriformes; Paridae. Gene Ontology annotation, molecular function: ATP binding; magnesium ion binding; protein serine/threonine kinase activity. The record is from RefSeq and is a predicted model, not a curated record. Gene Ontology annotation, biological process: intracellular signal transduction; peptidyl-serine phosphorylation.